AGAUUGUGCGAUUUCGUUUUGUAAACUUAAUUUCAAAAGUGUUUUUCACAUACAUAAUUAAUUUCUAAUGUUUUUAUGUUUUCAUUGCAAUACUCGGAUAACAACUUUAAUCAAGUUCAAUUUUUUUUAUUAAAAUUUAUUUAUCAAGAUGGCUACAGCAAAUGAGUUUGAAUUUUUAGAUGAAGAAGUAAGAGAGCUUCUUGAAAACUAUAAACAUAAAAAAGCUACCGUCUACGAACCAUGCACAUUAAAAAACGUUAAGGAAUGCUUAAUUGGUAUAAAUGAGGAACUGGGUAUUUACAAUAUUAAUUACCUUUUCAAUCCGUAUAUUGAUUAUGACAACAGUACUUUAACCCCAGAGGCUCUUGUGAAGCUUAUUAAUGCAACUUGGACUUUAUUGCAUUACCACAAAAACUUAAAAGAAAAGGUGGAUGGGUUGUCGGAACAAAAUCAUAUUCUUGAUCAAAAGAAUAAACAAGUAAAUGGAAUGUUAGGAAGGUUAAAGGACAAACUUUUAUCUGAGAAGAAUGAAGCAAGAGCAUGUGUGGCAUCAGCCCAAAGAGUCUCCGAUCAGUCUGAAGAUCUUCUUCACACAUUGUCAGAAACAAAGGCUAAACUUUUCAGAGUGACUAAACAAAAGGAUGCACUUGAGAAGAGUUUAAGAAAUGAAGUGAGUCGGCUAAAGCUUGACAAUGAGAAAUUACUUGACAGGCUGAGGAACAAAUCAAAUGUGCACGUGUCUUGCAGUGAGGUAUGUGAUUCAACUCUAUUGCGUCUGAAGGAACGUGAACGUAAACAUUUGUCGGUCAUUUCGCAACUCCAAAAUAAUAAUCAGGAGCUGCUGCGCGAAGUAUUAGCCCUAAAGGAGGAAAUCAUACUCGGUGGAAUAGAAAGUUUUGACAUUGAUAAUAGAAAAACUUAACAUUUCCUCAAGCAAUUGAUUUAUUGUUAUUUCUUGUUACAUAUUUCAGUAUUAUCAGUAUACCGUAUAAUAUUUUCGUUAUUCCUAGCAUAAUCAAAAUGUAAGUGCCAAGUAAGAAGAAGUAACGUAUAAGUGACUCUUUUUGUUAAGUUUCGUGACUUGUUUGUUGAUAUUACCUACAUAACGUCUACUAUGUCGGAAAUAUUUCAAUGUAGAAUACAAACCUGAGUAGGUAUUAUGGUAAUUAGUGAUAUUAAAUAUGAGCUUUAUUGUUGCAAAAUAAUAUUUGAGACUUCCUGUAUGAUAGACAAAAGUUUUUUCUACUAUUUUAACGGAUUACGCAGCUUUAAUUGAAAGUUACCGAAAUUUCAAAAGUAAAAGGAAUCUCUUAAUAAACAAGUGGUUUUGUACCUAAUCUAGCCAUAAGUUCUGUUACAAACGAAAAUGCUUUUUUAUAAAGUAAUGUGCCGCAGAAAAAAAAAAUAACUAUUCGAAAUGGCCACCUUUGACUUUUAUGCAGGCCUUUUAAUCUGUUUGGCCACGAAUCUAUGGAUUUACGCAGUUUCCAAGAGAAAUUUCGCCACUGCUUGCUCCAAAGAUUUUUUAAGAGAUUCAAUGUCGCCGUGUCGUUUAGAGUCCAUGAGCUCUAUUUUUGAUUCGCUCGCCUGACAUAGUAUCGUCAAAUGCAACUUAAGUCACUUUCGACUUCCAAGUCGCAUGAUACUGAUCGUCCGUAUUUUUGAAUCAUUCGUCUACAGUUACCAGUUUAAUACAAAAUAAUAAUUUUUAUGAAUUUCACGGAAAAUGAAAAAAAUCACUCAUUACCGCUGUGAAAAAAAAACGUAUAAUUCUUAAUAACUGGUUAUUUAAUCUUUUGCCUUUUUUGUAAGAAAACAUCAAAACGUCGCAACAAAUCGUCAUCUAUAGAUAAGAUGACGAUUUAAAAAGAUUGAGAAAAUAUCUUGAAAAUAUCUGACAUAUAUUUGACAAUAUAAUUAUUCUACCAUACGCCUCCAUCAUUCGUCAACGCGCAACGACCGCAAGACCGCUUAUUGACGUCGAGGGAUUCAAAACUACGGAAAUUAUUAUGUUGCAUGAAAAUUAGUAGAAAUCGAACGUUCGACGCAAGGCGAGUGAUUCAAAAAUUAAGCUCCAUGUGCUUUAAGGCGCUUUGCAGACGGCGGGGCGGAGCGGGCCGGUCAAUUUCGCCGCGAACUAUAGCACAAAGUGAAUCCUAUACUACAAACGCACGCAGAGGGCAAAAAGACCGCGCCGCAGGUGCCCGGCGGGCACUGGCGGCGCGGCAUGUCCGCGGCUGCCCGCCGUGGAUCAUGCAAACCAGUUUAUAUGCAGUAACGCAGACGGCGGCGCGGGGCGGCUAGCUCAGUCCGCGCCACGCGCUUUUUAGUGAUGGACUAUUCACUAGAACGAACGUUCUGAACUGACUGCCUCUACCCGUCGUGUGCUUUGUGAACGCGGUGAGGGCAGCCGCAGACAUCGACGGGCAGACGCAGUUUUUAUUGCUUCGCGGACAAAAAGCCCGCCCCGCCCCGUCGUCUGCAAAGCGCCUAAAACUGACCAUAAUUUUAAGUCUAAAGGUCUGGGCUAGAUGAGGGCCAGUCUUCAGCUCUUAUAAAGUCCGGAACGUUGGUUUCAAGCCAGGCUUGGGUAGUUCUUGCCUAGUGACCAGGUGCAAAAUCCUCUGGAAAGCCCACGGUAUAUUUUUAAAAAGUGUAUUGCUGACAGCUUUCACAACAUGAUCCAAGACUGUAUCUUGUUACACUUUGGCUGAAGUUUUCUCUCCUUUUUCACAAAAAUGAAGUUUUUUAUGACUCCUUGACACGCCCCACCAAAUCAUCACUGACGCAGGAUAACUACGUUGUAGCUUUCCGACCACUUGAGCAACUUCUUUAGAACUGUGAGCGUACACUUUAUCAUUUUGCUUAUCGUAGUGUUCUUCAGUCGUGUUUUUUUUUUAUCGGUAAAGAGGACAUUUCUGUGCUUUUCACCUGCGUAUUGGGACAGAAGGCGUUUUGAUCGAUCCACUCUCUUUAAUUGUAAAAUUGAUUCAGGGACUGUCCUGUAUAUCAACGAUAAGCACCGAGCUUCAGGUCUUGUUUUAUAAUACGCGACAGAGUCUUAGCGGGGAUCUAUAAAAUCUCUAUGAAAUCUCUUGGCAAUCUAGCGGGAUUUCUCGCAAUAAGAUAUUUUGCUUCUUAAUGGGUUUCCACGAUUUCUGGCUUUAAAGGCAUUAACAGCCUUUAUAGUCGUAGGUCUUCGACAAACGAAGUGUAGUUCUUUGUAUCUUUUGAUAGUACAAUAUACGAACAUACUGCUGAUAUCAAGCUUUUGAAGUGUCUGGAAUAUGACCGACUCCAUACCCACUUUGUGCAAGGCGCUCACUGUAAUCCUAUUUUCUUUAACACCCCAUUCCAUAUUGUUAUUUGAUAAUGAAACGAAAAAAUAUGUGAAUAGGAGCAAAAUCGAUAGUUUUUUUUUUCAAUAAUUUAUGUGUUCCAAAUUCAAAAUUAUUAAAAAGUUAAAAAACAUAUGUCAAAGCUUUUUUUUAUGUAACAGUAUUUAUGGCGAAAUUAGUUAUACUUUGAUAAAUAAGCGGGUAAGUAGGAAAUGUAUCGGGAAUUUAAGUAUUUUAUUAUCGAUUGUAUUGUUAAUAAUAAUUAAGGACAGUAAUGCACCUAGGUACAACGGAUCUAAAAAAGAAAUAAGCACAAAGAAAAUAAAUAUAAGAAUUUUAUUAUUUUUACAUUGAUUCAAUUUGGUUAUAGACUAGAUCGAUUAAAACAAUUUAUGUAGUUUUUAAGAGUCGAGGAAAAUUUAUUCUCUGUUCAUAGUUUUUAAAGUGUUAUAAAAGUUAAAGUAAAUUCCAAGUAGUGCUUAAUCUUGACAGAGAAAAAAAAACAUGUUUUUAAUAUUAACCCACAAAUGAAUCUCUCAAAAAUUACACAUAACGAUUACCUACUAAUUAAUAAAAUGUAUUUUUUACGUUUUCACUGGCAGUGGAAUAUAUUUCCGAUUAGUUAAGCGAUUCACAUUGUUAGUACUCCUGUGAUUAUUGUGAUCUAUUUUAAGUAUUAAAUGACAUAAUGUUUAAGUUUUAACAUUGUAUUAGAGAAUUAAGUAUCAUGCCAAACUAUGACUGCUACAAGGUGCCUUAUUCGCGUGCCUAUUUUGUACCUAUGAAAAAAAUAUUCACAUUAUAAGUAUUGAUUAAAAUGCAUACUUAGUAUUUUAAGUAACACUAUUUGAUAUUCAAAUCAAUAAACGAUUUCAUUUGGUUUUUAUCAGUAUAGCUUUUGUUUAUUUUUAAAAGAACCCACUUAACAUUCACGUAACG
Chilo suppressalis (striped riceborer) is the source of this 4277-nucleotide messenger RNA. Lineage: Eukaryota; Metazoa; Arthropoda; Insecta; Lepidoptera; Crambidae. The record is from the annotation of a GenBank genome assembly.